Messenger RNA from Dentiscutata erythropus, 255 nucleotides. NCBI's taxonomy places the organism in Eukaryota, Fungi, Glomeromycota, Glomeromycetes, Diversisporales, Gigasporaceae. The record is from the annotation of a GenBank genome assembly.
AUGUUUUCUAAAGGAAUGAAUGAUUUAGGAAAAACUACUGUGAAUCAACACCAAAUUAUUACUGAAAACACACCACCCAUUCACCAAAAAGCCUAUCAUUUAGUAUUAAAUUCUACAAAUAAUACUGAGGAGCCACCUUAUGAACAGCAACUUCAAGUUCAUAUUGAUCUUAUAAUGAAUAAAUUACAGCAAGUCCAGUUAAAAGCUCAACAAAAUAUUGAAAUAGCUCAACAAAAACAAAAGGAAAAAACAUGA